Molecule: messenger RNA, 2895 nt
Organism: Corticium candelabrum
Lineage: Eukaryota; Metazoa; Porifera; Homoscleromorpha; Homosclerophorida; Plakinidae
Product: tumor necrosis factor alpha-induced protein 3-like
Exons: 1
Coding region: 59-2623 (854 amino acids)
Biological process (GO): cell migration; positive regulation of Wnt signaling pathway; protein deubiquitination involved in ubiquitin-dependent protein catabolic process
Cellular component (GO): cytoplasm; nucleus
Molecular function (GO): DNA binding; K63-linked polyubiquitin modification-dependent protein binding; zinc ion binding
Source: RefSeq, a predicted model, not a curated record
CUUACCUUACGUAUUGGCCAGCUAGACGUGAGUAGCUUAUUCAUCGCGAUUGUUCGUCAUGCUGAACCUACGUAGGAGUAUAUCUCACAAUAACUUGGAUGAGACAGAGAGGGCAAAGAAGGCCGUACAACUGAAUUAUGUUCGCGAUGGGAAUCCCCCAAGCUUCAAGAACGACUGCUCCUGGACGUCCAUCAUUGUACCGGACAUACACGUACACACACGAGCCGAGAAGAAAUUCAUAUCGGAUGCAUUGUUUGAUGCGUACGUUCUGAGUGAACUCGAGAAAUGUGGGGCCCUCAACUGGUGCGCAGGCGUGGCGGCUAUGAUGCCAGUACAGACAUCUGGGGAUGGCAACUGUUUGAUGCAUGCGGCAUCAUUGUUUAUGUGGGGGUAUCACGAUAGGAGACUGGAGUUGAGAAGGGCCGUCUACGAUGCUCUGGUGAAGGGAGCACGAGGGCAUAUUCGAGAACGAUGGAAGAAGUUUCGUGAAUAUCAGAAUAAGAAUUGCUCGAAUUCGAUGGAGGUGUCGUUCGAGGAGACGACGUGGACCGAGGAGUGGUCACAGGUGGUCGACGUGGCUUGUCCUCGUUCGUUUGAUCAACGAUUCGAUAGUCUCGAGGAAAUACACAUUUUUGUGUUAGCGAACGUUCUUUGUCGGCCGAUCAUCGUCAUAUCUCAGCACACACUCUAUAGUGUCACAGGAGAGCCAUUCCAACCGGUCACAAUGGGGGGAAUCUACUUGCCAUUGCUUUGUGAUUCGUUGCAAUGUUGCAAGACGCCGAUUGUGAUCGGGUUUGCUAACGGUCACUUUUCUCCUCUUGUUUUUGUGCCUGAAGCAGCACAGGAGUUACCACAAGUUGUUCCUUUGGUUCGAUCUGCUUUUACGUCUCUUCCUGUUCACUUUAAGUUUCAGAAUGAGAGUUCCGAGAGUCUGCUUUCUGAGUAUUUGGAGGUGACCGAGUUUGAUGUUCCGUUGCCUAGUGGUGGGUUGAAAACAAUUAAUGUGGCUGCUUUCUUUCCUCAUGCUCCACCACAUCAAGACAUUGUGAAUGACUAUAUUGACCAUCUUGUUACGCAUCAUCAACUUCUGCAGACUCAACAAGCUGCGGUAUUGUCACCACAGAGGCUGCAAGUUUUGCCUUCGGCUCCUGCUCAUGAUGAGCUACAACAGCACGGAGGUCCACAGAGUCUUAUUCACGAUCAGUUCCCUAAUAUUCAUCGUUAUCAUUGUCAGACUCCUGGCUGCCCCAAUUAUGGAAGUAAAGAUCAUAAUUACCUUUGUUCCGAAUGCUUUCAUCAGCCAAGAAUACUACUUCAAGGUGGUCAACGUUCUCAAAACCACUUGCCGUCCACAGUACCCAACGUUGGCAGUGAAUUGCAACAGUUAAAUCAAGCAAUCAGAUGUACCACAGUGAACUGCAACCGACCGCCUGAUCCGCGUUUUUAUCCUCACAAAUGCAUUGAGUGCCAUGAGCGUGCAGUGUUCGAACAAAGUAGAAAAGAAGCAAACAUGCACCAUGAAAAUGAGCGUAUUUCUCAGUCUCAUACAACUAGAGUUGUAUAUCCUGUUGAAGGUAAACCAUCACCCAACAUUCAGCAACUUCAAAAUGCUCAAGGUCGGCGUUGUAUUACUCCCGGCUGUCAGUGGUUUGCGGAUCCUGAGCAAAGUGAUCGUUGCUCGUCUUGCUUCGAAAGGUUUCUUUUGGAAGACACAAGACGGAUGGAUCAGCAGAGAGAAAGACUGACUCCGAUGUUUACUGGCAAUGAAUCAGCCAACCAUAGCAGUGAGAUAAAUGUUGAAUUUCUGUUGGGCUCAUCGGAUGAGCCUCAAAACCAGUCACUACCAAAACAGGGCCCAAUACAUUCUCCUUUCACGAGGGAAGUCCCAGAAGUACGAUUUCAGUGUCGUACUGAAGGCUGCACGAAGAUGGGGAGUAACUACGACUACGGUUAUUGUCAGGAUUGUUUUGCGAAGUCAGUCGACAAUUAUCACACAACGAAGGAAGUUAGAAGAUAUUCAAAGAGUCCUUCGAUCAGAAGAAACUCGUCUGCUCAAUCGUUAACCGCCGCUCGAGUUGAGAUUCCUCCUCGUUCCAUGUCUGGUCCUGUAGAUAUCAGGACAGCAAAUGGCAGUCCUGUCCCUUCGGACAACAAAUGCCGCACUUGUAAUUGCGAAUUCUACGGAAAUCCGGCGUUACACGGUUUUUGUAGUUCUUGUGCUAGAAAGUUUGGAGAUGUGAGCAAAUCACCGAUACCAAGGCCAGUUGAAAUGGAACCCGAGAUCCCAAAAAGAGUCCAACCAAACGAUCAGCCUCCUUCAGUGCCACCUCGACCACAACCGUCAAGGCGAGACAUCUUCAACUACAUUCCGUGUAAAACACACGGCUGUGCACGACUCCUUCUGAAGGAUACACCACACGGUCUGUGUGAUCGCUGUGCACAACAGGAUCAGCAUACUUGCAACUCGAGCACACCAUCUUCCAAUACGAAGGUUCAAUCUCAAGCCGGUCAGUCGACCGAUCAGUUGAAAUGUCCCGUUCAAGGUUGUCACUUUUACGGAAGUCAGCAGUGUGCUGGUUAUUGUUCUAUACACUAUUUUUCGCACGGACCGGGUGCUCGUUAGUGAAACAACGGGCAGUGAGCAUCAUUGAAGUUAUCACAGUAACUUCAAAGACUAAUCAGUUCAAGUUGAUAUCAACUAUGUAUUAUACAGUAAACUUUACUAAUUCUAAGAUUGCCUGAGAUGGUUGACAUUUGGAUUACUUCAUGUUUAGUUAUAAAAUCAAGCAAUGUAUGUAGUGUUGUAGGUUGACCUAGAGUUAGUGUCUGACAUUUUGUAUUUGCUUUCAGUCGUUAUUUGUGUCUUUGUUACAAAUGAAGCUACUCAAUCAGAAA